AUGGACGAACGCAGUCUGUCCCAGAACUCGUUAGCUCGUCGAGAGAUGCGUGGUGGUGUAACUGCGUCGGAUUUUGAUGCUGUAGCUAGGGCUCCACACCUCACUGCUUCUCAACUUCAUGGAAUGCUGCAGAUUGACGCGUUGCUUCGAAACAUAUCACUGUUGUCACGUUUCCUGUAUACAGAAGAGGAAGUGAAAGAUGAGGACGUACCGUGGACAUGGGAUUACAUAUUUGCUUCGGUAUCUACUGAACUGAGAGACGAGUGGGCGCAGGAAGAAGGCGAUGAGCCAAUUCGGCCGGCUGCUGUGUACAGAAACACAAUUCUUAUUGUUGGAUGUGGUCUCGUAUUUUAUGCUGUGUACUGUCUUGUGGCUUAUGAUGAUCGUAGCCAUGUCGAUGUGCAUCGUCGACAAAAACAUCUGUACUUGACUGUUUCCAAGGAUAGGAUUGGGCAAAGGUUCGAUAAGCUAGCUCCUAAACGGAUUUUAAUGUGGACAAAAGUGUUUCGAGAAGAGAAGAAAAUUGAUUUCGGCGACUGCAAAGGAUUUUCCGAUCGCUGCAUUGUAACCUACAACAAAUCCUUGAUAAGUGCGGCGGAUGCGGUCGUAUUUCAUGCGGUCGACAUUGCUGAUGGACCUCUCCCUGAAGCAGAAAGCCGUCGUCCUCAUCAGAGAUAUGUGUUCUUGACUAUGGAAACACCACUCAAUAGUGGUCUACAUGCAGUACCAUUGAACUUUUUUAACUGGACAGCUACAUAUCUAAUGUCAUCAGAUGUUGUUUACAAAUACGGUGUUUACUUUCUUCCUGCGAAGGUGGCUGAAGAAAAAGGUUUCAAGUUCACCGAUUUUCACGUUGAUUACUCAUUUCCCAAGAAGAAAUCCGGUAUUUUCGGAUUUAUUUCGAAUUGCAAUACUUCUUCGAAGAGGGAACUCGCUUUGAGAGAACUUUCUAAGUACAUAAAUGUUACCGUAGGUGGUAAAUGCGCACAUGAUAAAGCUAAUGUCGAUCUCUGCCGGCUGGGUGAGAACUGCCUGGGUAUCUAUAGCGACUAUCCAUUCUAUUUAGCCCUUGAGAAUUCGAUUUGUAAGGACUACGUCACGGAAAAAUACUGGGACAAACUUUCGGUGCCAAGCAUUCCAAUAGUGAUGAGAAGGAAAAUUUUUGAAACGAUCACAAUGCCGCCCCAUUCAUUCAUUGCAAUGGACGAUUAUAAUUCGCCAAAAGAAAUGGCCGAGCAUUUGAUUCGAUUAGAAUCGGACAGGCAAGCAUAUGCAGAGUAUUUUGCAUGGAGGAAGGGAGGAUGGACAGCGGCACCAUGGAAUGCACCCGGAUAUCGCAACGGAUAUUGUCGGUUAUGCGAACGCCUCUGGGAGGAGAAUCAAGAGCCUAAAGUGAUUCCAGACGUGUGGAGUUGGUUCAAGACAGAGUCACAGUGUGAAGGCUCCCAAUUCGUGAAAAAUUGGAUCAAAAAGAACAGUGCCGUUUAA
Molecule: messenger RNA, 1488 nt
Organism: Ostertagia ostertagi
Lineage: Eukaryota; Metazoa; Nematoda; Chromadorea; Rhabditida; Trichostrongylidae
Source: the annotation of a GenBank genome assembly